CCAAGAAAAGUGGAGUGAAAAAAAAAAGGCAAUAAAAAACAAUCCAACAAGAUAACGCAGGUAACAGAUAGAUCAAAGCCCAAGUUUUGGUCUGAAAUCCUUCUUCCAAGUUGGUGUGCUUCACGGGAUGUCUGAGGGAGGACAAUAAAUUAUGUAAAUUGUUAGUGGUUAAGGAUUGAGAGAGACAAAUUGGGUUGUUUUUUUUUUUCUGGGUUUGGUGAGUUUUGGAGAUGGCAGGUGGUGGGUGUAGCAUAGUAUGGUUUAGGAGAGAUCUGAGGGUAGAGGAUAACCCAGCACUAUUAGCUGGUGUGAGAGCAGGUGCUGUGGUUGCAGUAUUUAUAUGGGCACCCGAAGAGGAGGGUCACUACAACCCAGGGAGGGUUUCAAGGUGGUGGAUUAAGCACAGCUUGGCUCACCUUGAAUCUUCCCUGAGGAGCCUUGGCACAACCCUCCUAACCAAGAGGUCAGCUGACAGUGUGGCCACUCUUCUUGAGAUUGUCAAAUCUACUGGUGCUACUCAGCUCUUCUUCAACCACUUAUAUGAUCCCAUGUCCCUCGUCAGGGAUCACAGGGCAAAAGAGGUUUUAGGUGCUCAUGGUGUUGCUGUUCGUUCCUUCAAUUCGGAUUUACUCUACGAACCGUGGGAUGUUAAUGAUGCCCAAGGUCACCCUUUCACAACUUUUACUGCUUUCUGGGAAAGAUGCCUUAGCAUGCCUUAUGAUCCAGAGGCUCCACUUCUACCACCAAAACGGAUAAUUUCAGGUGAUGUAUCUAGGUGCCCUUCAGAUAGUUUGAUGUUUGAAGACGAAUCUGAGAAGGGAAGUAAUGCCCUUCUUGCUCGAGCAUGGUCACCGGGGUGGAGUAAUGCUGAUAAAGCUUUGACCACAUUCCUAAAUGGAGCAUUAAUUGAGUACUCAACGAAUCGUAGAAAGGCAGAUGCUGCUACAACCUCAUUUCUCUCCCCCCACCUUCAUUUUGGGGAGGUAAGUGUUAGAAAAGUCUUCCAUCUUGUUCGGAUCAAGCAGGUCUUGUGGGCCAAUGAAGGGAACAAGGCUGGUGUAGAGAGUGUGAACUUGUUUCUGAAGUCAAUUGGCCUUAGAGAGUAUUCAAGAUACAUGAGUUUUAACCAUCCUUACAGUCAUGAACGACCUCUUCUAGGGCACCUUAAGUUUUUUCCUUGGGUUGUUGAUGAAGGCUAUUUUAAGGCAUGGAGACAAGGUAGAACUGGUUAUCCGUUAGUGGAUGCUGGUAUGAGAGAAUUGUGGGCCACAGGUUGGCUGCAUGAUCGUAUAAGAGUUGUAGUUGCCAGUUUCUUUGUGAAGGUCCUGCAACUUCCAUGGAGAUGGGGAAUGAAAUACUUCUGGGAUACAUUAUUGGAUGCAGAUUUAGAAAGCGAUGCUCUUGGUUGGCAAUAUAUAUCUGGUACUCUCCCAGAUAGCCGCGAGUUGGAUCGCAUAGACAAUCCACAGUUUGAGGGUUACAAGUUCGACCCCAAUGGAGAAUAUGUGCGGCGGUGGCUUCCUGAGCUGGCCAGACUACCAACAGAAUGGAUACACCACCCAUGGAAUGCGCCUGAAUCUGUACUUGAAGCUGCCGGAAUUGAGCUGGGAUCAAAUUACCCCCUUCCAGUCGUAGGGAUAGAUGCAGCAAAAGUCAGGUUGCAACAAGCACUUUCAGCUAUGUGGCAGCAAGAAGCAGCUUCAAGAGCUGUAAUGGAGAAUGGGACCGAGGAAGGGCUUGGGGAGUCCACUGAAUCAGCACCAUUUGCUUUUCCCCAAGAUACCCUGAUGGAGGAGAACCAUGAACCUGUGAGGAACAAUCCUCCUGCUACAAUUCGACGUUACGAGGAUCAGAUGGUUCCAAGUAUUACUUGUUCUUUGGUGAGAGUUGAAGAGGAAGAAACUUCUUCAGUUCGAAAUUUUGCAGAAGAAGGCAGAGCAGAAGUUCCAAGAGAUAUACAUGUCAAUCAAGAGCCAACAAGAGACCCCCUAAACCAAGAGGUUACACAAAAUCGUCUAGGUAAUAGCACAAUGCCACAGUUCAAUAUCACGAUUGCACUGGGGAAUGCUGAAGAUUCCACAGCAGAAUCUUCGAGUAGUGGUAAUGGUCAGAGAGAAAGGGAUGGGGGUGUAGUUCCGGUUUGGUCUCCUCCAACUUCUAGUUUCUCAGAGCAUUUUGUUGGGGAUGAAAAUGGCAUCGGAACUAGUUCAUCAUACUUACAGAGUCAUCCACAAUCUCACCAGAUAAUGUCGUGGAGGCGGCUUUCUCAAACAGGGUAAACGGAUGUGCAUUGAGACUAAAUCCUGGGGUUGAAGGACGCAAUGGUGCUUAUGGUUGCUUGAUGAGUCUCUGUCUGCAGUUUUCUUACUUCACCAACCGAACUUGAUGGAAUGCUGACAACCGAUGUGUAUGAUUGUCGAAAAUGAUAAAUGCAUCCCAACUGCUAUCCUUUUUCAUUGACGUACAAUAUAUGUAGAUUUUUUUCCUGUAUAGUAUUUGUCAAUUCUUAUAAGGCAGAGGAGCAUCAAUGUAGGUAUGUGUAGUCCUCUAAUAAAUGCAAAGUGUGCCCUUUCUUGUUUACUUGAUUGGUUGGGUAUUUGAUUACACUUUAUGUUUGCGUUAUGUUAGAAUAUGUACGAAUGAUGUGAAAUGUCUCAGCUAUUGAAUAGAAAAGUACCUAAUGUUAGCAGAGCAGAA
Tripterygium wilfordii is the source of this 2697-nucleotide messenger RNA. RefSeq names its product cryptochrome-1. The record is from RefSeq and is a predicted model, not a curated record. Gene Ontology annotation, molecular function: blue light photoreceptor activity; FAD binding; DNA binding. The transcript is spliced from 5 exons. Gene Ontology annotation, biological process: entrainment of circadian clock by photoperiod; circadian regulation of gene expression; blue light signaling pathway. Lineage: Eukaryota; Viridiplantae; Streptophyta; Magnoliopsida; Celastrales; Celastraceae. Gene Ontology annotation, cellular component: nucleus; cytoplasm. The coding region runs from base 231 to 2279 and encodes 682 amino acids.